Messenger RNA from Chiroxiphia lanceolata (lance-tailed manakin), 1426 nucleotides. Its product is annotated as non-lysosomal glucosylceramidase-like. Gene Ontology annotation, biological process: central nervous system development. Lineage: Eukaryota; Metazoa; Chordata; Aves; Passeriformes; Pipridae. The transcript is spliced from 5 exons. The coding region runs from base 262 to 951 and encodes 229 amino acids. The record is from RefSeq and is a predicted model, not a curated record. Gene Ontology annotation, molecular function: beta-glucosidase activity.
UGUGGAAAAUUUCAUACACUUUUUUCUCUGUUUUUAGACAAAUAGUGUUUUGCAGGCAAGUUUUGCCGCUGGGAACUGAAUCCUGGCAUUUAUAGCUAUGAAACAGUCAUCGCCAACCAGUUCACCGUGUGCCUGCGUUGCAAGGGGCAGACGAUUUACCAGCAGGUCUUGUCUGUGGAGAGACCCAGCACUCUGCAGAGCUGGAACUGGGGCUACUGUGGCCACUAUGCCUUUUACCACGCCCUGUACCCUCGGGCCUGGAUGGUCUGUGAGCUCCCGGGGCAGAAUGUGGUGCUCACUUGCCGACAGGUCUCUCCCGUCAUCCCCCAUGAUUAUAAGGACUCCAGCCUGCCAGUGGGAGUGUUCAUUUGGGAGGUGGAGAACGGGAGGGAUGAGGACGUGGAAGUGUCCAUCAUGUUCAGCCUGCAGAACGGCAUGGGAACGAAGGAGGACAGGAGCGGAGGGCACUGGAAUGAGCCCUUCGCCCUGGAGAAGGAUGGCGAGCGAGUUGCUGGAGUCCUGCUGCACCACUGCACGAGUGUGAACCCCUUCACUCUCGCCAUCUCUGCCCGGGAGAAGGCUGGCACGGGAGUCACCCACCUGACGGCAUUCAAUCCUAUGGGAUUGGGUAGAGAGGUGUGGCAGGACCUCCUGCAGGAUGGCAGGCUGGAUUCACCCACCGGUAAAAGCAGACAGACGGAGAAGGGGGAGGUGACGGCAGCGGCGGUGUGUGCCAGCUGCAGAGUGCCUGCCCAGGGACACAGGACACUGGAAUUGGCCCUGGCUUGGGAUAUGCCACGUGUUCACUUUGGCUCCAAGGAGAAGUUGCACUUCAGGUGGGUGGGUUGUCUCCAGUGGAGCCUGUGCCUCACCUUCCCCAUUGCUCAGGGCUCUGAUGAGCCUGCAAGCUCACCAGCCAUUCCAAACUGGGGCUGGUCUCUUGCCCAGUAGCACAGGAGACCUCUUGUGCAGUCAGAGGGCUGGGUAAGGUGGGGACCUGGCCUGUAGGAAUAAAAAGUGUGUGUGCAUGUGUGUGUGAGGAUGUUGGACUGGUGCACGCAGGCACGUGGGUUUGGUGGUUGUGGUUGGGUGACACUGCACAGACUGAGUGGCUCUGCCCCAGGAGGGCCUGUGGCAGAUGCAAUCCCCAGGGCAGACCCGGCUCCCUGGACGGUGACAAUCUGAGCCCAAGCAGCAGGUCCUGGUCUGGUACCAUGGCCCCCCUCCCUGCUGGCGCCGGGGGCAGGCAGUGGAGCACAUUUAAGGGGAUAAAUAACUUGAAAUUCUUAAUAAAUUUCUCCAGCUGUCACCUUUCAUUCUUCAUUGUCUUCUUUGUCAGAGGACCAAGCCAGAAGAGGGAGCCCUUGCUGCUUCCGUUUUUCUUCUGGGGCUGGGCUGGAGGGCUGGGAUGCAGGGAUGGGACCAG